AUGGAGUUUCCCGGUAGCUCCAAUCAGCAGUUUGGUAGGGAUAUGUUCAAUGGAGAAAUCGGUUGUGGUAAUAACACGCGUGAAGAUAAUAUUAACAAAUGUUCUCAGACAGGAGAGGAGUUUUCAAAUGAGUUUUUGAGGGAUUUUGGUGCUCAACGAAGAGUAGUACCACCACAGAUUGUUAAUAGAAAUGUUGAGGAUAAUCAUAAUAAUCGACUUGUUUACGAGGAUUUCAACAGAAUCCUCGGGCUUCAAAGAGUUGAUUCCAACAUUUCAGAAGGUGUUAAUCCCUCGAAUGGAUACGUAGCUGAAUCAAAUGUUGCAGGCUCUCCUCGGAUGACUGCAAUGUCAGAUGUUUAUUUGCCGGAAAUAUUGAAGCUUCUUUGUAGUUUCGGUGGAAGGAUCUUACAGCGACCUGGAGAUGGGAAGCUAAGAUACAUUGGAGGGGAGACUCGAAUUAUCUCAGUACGAAAACAUGUUGGAUUAAAGGAAUUGAUGCACAAGACUUAUGCUUUGUGCAAUCAUCCUCAUACAAUCAAGUAUCAAUUACCAGGAGAAGAUCUUGAUGCACUAAUAUCGGUUUGCUCAGAUGAGGAUCUUCUUCAUAUGAUUGAAGAGUAUCAAGAAGCUGAAACAAAGGCUGGAUCUCAGAGGAUAAGGGUCUUUCUUGUAUCUUCUUCAACAGAAUCAUCAGAGAGUCCCAAAUUUUUCAACGAAAGGAAUAUGAACAUAAACCGAAACACACACCAGCAGACGGAUAUAGAUCAUUAUCAGUAUGUUUCAGCUCUUAAUGGUGUUGUGGAUGUGAGUCCUCAAAAGAGUUCUAGCGGGCAAAGCGGGACAAGUCAGACAACACAAUUUGGGAAUGCUUCAGAGUUUAGCCCUACAUUUCAUCUUCGAGACUCGCCUACUUCUGUUCAUACAUGGGAAAACAAAGAUUGCAACAGUCCAACCUUCAUGAAACCAUACGUGAACACGAAUGCUGUUCAUUAUAUGCCGAAAAUGCAGAUACCGAGUAACUCACCUGGUCAACAAUCUCCUCCAUCAUCCCCUUUUUCAGUUCACAAGAGAGCAAAUACCGACAUUCCUUAUUUUGUUGAUCAAAAUGGUUUCUUCGACAACAAUAUUCGUCCUUACAUGGUUGCUCCAAACCUCCCACAGCAACAUAGGUUCAUGUUUGAUACAACUAAACAAACGCAGAAGCAUACAGAAAUGAAUCUUCAUGACCGGAGGCCAAGCGACGAUAUUUACCCCCUCGGUCAAGCUUAUAACGGACCAGAGAAAGUGACGCUUAAGAAAAACGCUCUUUCUGAUCCGCAGCUGCAUGAUGAGAGCCAAAUCGACAAUGGGUUAGAGGCAUUUACCAGACAACCAUGGAAAAUAUUGAGAAAGAAUUUACAUGCUGUGGCUACGUCACAGUGGGAAGAGAGUGAUGAUAUCUAUUUCAAGAAUCCAGAAGGCAGGAAGAGUAAGGAGCUUGAGCUCGCCAAAGAAGUUCCUAAUUAUAUGGACCGUCAUCAUAAUUCCGGUUCUUUUGAUCAGAUCUCAACCAAAAAUGGCGUUAGUAACAAUACUAGCUCUUUCAGUCCGAAUUAUCAACCAGCUGCGCAGGUUACUUCAAGUGAUUCACAAGAUUCAGGAAGCUCAGUGUUCUCUUUAUCAGUCAACACCAACGAAAAUCAUCUCGAUUGUUCAAGGGAAAACUUGGAUGCUUUCAAGCAAGACAUAUCACUAAAUACUCUCAUCAGAAGCCACACUACAGCUACAGACCAACUGUGUAAUAGAACAACGUCAAGUGAUCAAGAAGAUUUCUCCUCAUCCAACCAAAAAUUCCCAGAGGAAUAUCUGAGACAGGAGCCUACGAUUCCGAAAUGCGAUUUGGAGACAAAUAAUGAUGAUUCAGGAAGUCAGAAUUCUUUUUCUAAAGAAGAGAGUCUUCACUAUUGUGGAAUGCCACUUAGGAAGGUGGGAAGUAGAGAUGCUGCUUUUAUGCACACGCAGGAAUCAGAUGACUUCUUCAACAACAACCUGCUUCGUCCAUUGGUGAUGGUUGAGGAUGUAACGAACGAAGUAACUUCAGAUGCUCUCUUGUCAGCUACUAUUGUCCCUCAUGUACAUAGCGAGUCAGAUGAUGAUCACAAAUCCUACACAAGGAAGGAAGAUAAUACAAGUCCCGGUCAUGAAUCCGCGAUGGAGGAGAAGCAUAAGCAAAGCAGAAACACCGAUGAAUCGUUCAGCGAAGCUGCGAUGGUUGAAAUUGAAGCUGGAAUCUAUGGCUUACAGAUCAUUAAAAACACUGAUCUUGAAGACUUACACGAGCUUGGAUCGGGUACAUUUGGAACUGUAUACUAUGGGAAAUGGAGGGGAACUGAUGUUGCUAUCAAGAGGAUUAAGAAUAGCUGUUUCUCUGGUGGAUCAUCCGAGCAAGCACGACAGACGAAAGAUUUCUGGAGAGAAGCUCGGAUAUUAGCGAAUCUUCACCAUCCUAAUGUGGUGGCAUUUUAUGGAGUUGUACCAGAUGGACCUGGUGGAACAAUGGCAACAGUGACUGAGUAUAUGGUGAAUGGAUCUUUGAGACAUGUCUUGCAGAGAAAAGACAGAUCGCUUGAUAGGCGUAAAAGGCUGAUGAUAACUCUUGAUGCUGCAUUUGGCAUGGAGUAUCUACAUAUGAAGAACAUUGUUCAUUUUGAUCUUAAAUGCGAUAACUUGCUUGUAAACUUGAGGGAUCCACAACGACCAAUUUGCAAGGUUGGAGAUUUCGGACUGUCGAGAAUAAAACGAAACACGCUUGUUUCUGGUGGAGUAAGAGGAACCCUCCCAUGGAUGGCACCAGAGCUGCUAAAUGGUAGCAGCAACCGCGUCUCAGAGAAAGUAGAUGUUUUCUCAUUUGGUAUCACAAUGUGGGAGAUUUUGACAGGCGAAGAACCUUACGCGAAUCUGCAUUGUGGUGCCAUCAUUGGUGGAAUUGUGAACAAUACGUUGAGACCUACGGUACCAGAACGGUGUGAAACAGAGUGGAGAAAGUUGAUGGAGCAAUGCUGGUCGUUCGAUCCAGGAGUAAGACCAUCGUUCACGGAGAUUGUUGAUCGGCUCAGGUCAAUGACUGUUGCCUUGCAACCCAAACGACGAACCUAA
Messenger RNA from Arabis nemorensis, 3135 nucleotides. NCBI's taxonomy places the organism in Eukaryota, Viridiplantae, Streptophyta, Magnoliopsida, Brassicales, Brassicaceae. The record is from the annotation of a GenBank genome assembly.